This is a messenger RNA of Coffea arabica (coffee), 1069 nucleotides long. The record is from RefSeq and is a predicted model, not a curated record. Lineage: Eukaryota; Viridiplantae; Streptophyta; Magnoliopsida; Gentianales; Rubiaceae.
ACAGUCCUGCUUUUAACUAGAAUGUCAUCAAUAUAUUUUUAGAGAAGUUCUACACACAGCCACGCACAUAAUUUCGGGGAGUGAGUAUCCAACUAGCAACCUAUUCUUCCCUGAGAUUUUAAAGGUGAAGAAACUCUUGGAUGCACGAGUGGAUGAUGAAAAUGAUUUUGUCUGGGGUAUGAUUACAAGAAUGAAACUCAAGUUUGACAAAUACUGGAAAGAGUGCAAUUUAUUGAUGUCCAUUGCAGCUAUCUGGGAUCCAAGACAAAAAAUGCGAGCAAUAGAGUUUGCCUUCCCUAAGAUGUAUUCCACAUAUGAAGCUCAAGAGAAUAUCACAUAUGUUCGAAAAGCCAUCUUUGAGCUUUAUGACGAGUACGUUGCUAUGGCUACAAGUGGAAGUGCAGGGACAGGUUGUUCAUUAAAUCCUGCAUCCGAAAUAGUGUGUCUACUUCGAGCAAGUACUGACUAUUGGGAUGAUUUGGAUGAGUAUUGUGGUGAACUCGAAUCCGAUGAACCCCAUAAGAGCGAGUUGGUGGAUUACCUAGACAAGCCUCACCAACCUACUGGACAAAAUUCAAAGGAUUUCAACUGUUUAGAUUGGUGGAAAAUCAACAGAUCAGCAUACCCGAUACUCUCUCAGCUAGCAGCUGAUGUAUUAGUCAUUCCUUUCACUACCAUCGCAUCUGAGGCCACAUUUAGUGAUGGAAUUAAGGUGAUUGAUUCAUACCGUGUUUCACUUGCUCCAGAGACAGUCCAGAUAUUAAUGUGUGCGGGCAAUUGGUAUAGAAAUUUACACGGGGUCAAAAAGAAAUUGAAACCACAGAAAGCUCUCAAAGAAUAUGAGCUGCCUAAUGUUUGAAGUUGCAUAAGAAGCAAAUAACUUGCUGGAAAUCAGGUGUUGUAGAUUGUACACCGAAGUUUGAAGAUGCAUAAGGAGCAAACAAGCUAUUCGAUUUACCAUAUUACAAACAGGAGCUUCUAAAUGCUCAUUAGACUCUAGAAAAUUUCCCUAAAUUUUUCCUUUCAAUUGGCUGCACUCUUUUUUGUAUUUUCGUGAAAUUCUGAUGAG